This is a messenger RNA of Neoarius graeffei (lesser salmon catfish), 2260 nucleotides long. RefSeq names its product G protein-coupled receptor kinase 5 (gene grk5). The record is from RefSeq and is a predicted model, not a curated record. Gene Ontology annotation, biological process: signal transduction; regulation of signal transduction; protein phosphorylation. Gene Ontology annotation, molecular function: ATP binding; G protein-coupled receptor kinase activity. Gene Ontology annotation, cellular component: cytoplasm. The transcript is spliced from 16 exons. NCBI's taxonomy places the organism in Eukaryota, Metazoa, Chordata, Actinopteri, Siluriformes, Ariidae. The coding region runs from base 209 to 2029 and encodes 606 amino acids.
UGAGCUGCCAGACUUAGUAGUUAGAGUCCAUUUGCAGUAUAAGACACUGAUAGGCCUGACAAUAUGGAUAGGACAAAGUGAUUACUUUUUUUUUUUAGGAAUGUGAAACUAUCUUUCUUUUAGAAUCUCAAUUUAGAGUUUACAUCAACGUAACCCAAGACCAAAUAUCCCAGAUUUAUUGUGUGCUGAUUUCUGACACAGUGGAGUGAUGGAGAUCGACUCUAUGGCAGCGAACACCGCACUGAUCAGGGCUAGAACAGGUGGUGGUGGCAAAUCCAAAGGAAGAAGCAGGAGGUGGAAAGAGCUGCUGCAAUUUCCUCAUGUAAACGAGUGUGCUGAGUUGGAAAGCACCAUUGAACGAGACUACUUCAGCCUGUGUGUGGAACAGCCUAUAGGGAAAGCAUUAUUCCAACUCUUCUGUGAAACAAGACCAGAGCUCAAAUGCUGCAUCGACUUCCUGGAUGCAACGGAAGAGCAUGAGAUUAUACCAGCUGAGGAAUGGAAGAGCUAUGGGAAUGAAAUUAUUUCAAAGUAUCUCAACACAGAGUCUCCUCAAUUUGUGCAGGAGAUACUAGAUAACCAUUGGGAGUUAUGCAAGCAGAACCUGGAGCUUGACAGUUCCUACGGUCUCUUCAGUGACUGCAGAAAAGCAAUACAUGACUAUUUAAGCAGAGAGCCUUUCAAAGAUUAUCAGAAGAGCAUGUAUUUUGACCGUUUCCUGCAGUGGAAGAUGGUUGAAAGAAACCCAGUCACAAGGAACACAUUUCGGGAAUAUCGGAUUUUGGGAACGGGAGGUUUUGGGGAGGUAUGUGCAUGUCAAGUUCGGGCAUCAGGCAAAAUGUACGCCUGUAAGAAACUGGAAAAGAAGCGCAUCAAGAAGCAGAAGGCAGAAAUCUUGGCUCUCAAUGAGAAGCAAAUCCUGGAGAAAGUGAACAGCAGAUUCGUGAUCAGUUUAGCUUAUGCGUACGAGACCAAGCAAGCUCUUUGCCUGGUGUUGACACUAAUGAAUGGAGGAGAUCUGAAGUUUCACAUAUACAAGAUGGGCAUUCCAGGAUUUCCCAAGGACAGGGUGCAGUUUUAUGCAGCUCAGGUCCUUUGUGGUCUGGAUCACCUUCAUCAAAACAAUGUUAUUUACAGGGAUUUAAAGCCUGAAAACAUCCUCUUGGAUGAUAACGGUCACAUACGCAUAUCUGACCUGGGCUUGUCAGUAAUCGUACAGGAAGGACAGCUCAUUCGUGGCAGAGUGGGAACGGCUGGAUACAUGGCUCCAGAGGUCAUUAGUGGCAAGUACUACAAUGUCAGUGCUGACUGGUGGGGACUCGGCUGUCUGAUCUACGAGAUGACCGCAGCGACGCUUCCGUUCCGUGAACGCAAUGAGCAGCUGCCCCGCAAGGAGCUCGACAAAAGAAUCCUGGAAGCCAAAGAGCGCUACGGGGUCAGGUUCACAGGGGACACGAAGGAUAUCUGCCAAGCGCUCUUGGCCAAAAAUCCGGAGGAAAGGCUGGGAUGUGGCUCUGGUGGCGCAAGCGACAUAAAAGAUCAUGUGUUCUUUAAGGGCAUCAACUUCAGGUGGUUAGAGGCUGGAAUGAUGGCGCCUCCUUUUGUGCCAAAUCCAAAAGCCGUGUACUGCCAAGACGUUGUAGAUAUUGAACAAUUCUCCACAGUGAAAGGAGUCAACCUUGAUGUAACAGAUGAAGACUUUUACACCAAGUUCAGCACAGGCAGCAUAGCCAUCCCCUGGCAAAAUGAGAUGAUUGAGACGGGGUGCUUUAAAGACUUGAAUGUAUUUGCCCCCAACGGCAAAAGGACGCCAGAUCUUGAUCGUACAAUUCAGGUUGGCCCAAGUCCUAAAUCUCAAGAGAAGAAAAAGCAUCAACCAUCAUCAAAGUCCAGGCACAACUUGAUUAAUAAAAUCUUCAAAAGACAUCAUCAUAAGGAAUCCACAGAGAAGAAGACCACCAGACCAUCAAGGAAGGGUUACGAUGAGCUUCAAAUGAACUUAUUAGACCCCGAGUAUGAUUCCUUGUAAAUACAUGCAAAGUCUCUGACUGGAAGUUUCGACAGAGAUGUAAUAAAAGGUUUGUGUCGCUGAAAGGACUAGUUCCAAGAUUUAACUAGGAUUUAAACUAGCAGGCUUGGUGCUGACGUUUUACGGAUCAUCGUUACAGUAUGAGGAAGUAAAUAUGUGCCUUACUUUAUGAUUUCUUUAACAUUUUUUUCAUUUGUUUUAUACUGUUACAUAAAAUAUGACUGAAAAUCA